Molecule: messenger RNA, 2038 nt
Organism: Centropristis striata (black sea bass)
Lineage: Eukaryota; Metazoa; Chordata; Actinopteri; Perciformes; Serranidae
Gene: cyp19a1b
Product: aromatase
Exons: 9
Coding region: 246-1862 (538 amino acids)
Molecular function (GO): oxidoreductase activity, acting on paired donors, with incorporation or reduction of molecular oxygen; monooxygenase activity; iron ion binding
Source: RefSeq, a predicted model, not a curated record
UCCAAAGUGGCAGUGUUUCUAAGCAACCAGUAAAAUGAGGGCUUAACAGAGGAUUUAUAAACACUUGAAUCACUGCGAUUUAUUGGCCAGGAGGAUGCUGAUCAUCCUUAAAACCAGCAGAGGAAGAACUGCAUCUCUUCAAACUCCACUCUAACUUGUCAGGAGUCGGAAAGUACAACAGAGAGACAGAAGCUUUAAGAGCCCAGGACAGACAGGACACAGUAAACCUGCUCAGGUGUGUGUUCAUGAAGAGGAUGCUGCAGCUGGAGACGCUCACCGUCGGCCCGAUGAUGGUCGUUGACACAGUGUCUGAAGUCACGGCUCUUCUGCUUCUUCUGCUGCUGCUGCUGCUGCUCUUUGCUGCCUGGAGCCGAACAUCACACUCACAGAUACCUGGUCCCUCCUACUUGGCAGGACUUGGUCCAGUCCUGUCCUACAGCAGAUUCAUCUGGACUGGGAUAGGAACGGCAAGCAACUACUAUAACAACAAAUAUGGCAGCAUGGUCCGAGUCUGGAUUAAUGGCGAAGAGACCCUCAUUCUGAGCAGGUCUUCAGCAGUGUAUCAUGUUCUGAGGAGCGCCCACUACACCGCCAGAUUCGGGAGCAAAAGAGGACUUGAGUGUAUUGGGAUGGAAGGAAGAGGAAUCAUCUUCAAUAGUGAUGUGCUGCUCUGGACGAAAGUGAGGACAUAUUUUUCCAAAGCUUUGACAGGGCCCGGCCUCCAGAGGACAGUGGGAAUCUGUGUGAGCUCCACAGCCAAACACCUGGACCGUCUGCAGGAGAUGACCGACCCCUACGGACAUGUUGACUCUCUCAAUCUGCUGAGAGCCGUAGUGGUGGACAUCUCCAACAGGCUUUUCCUCAGGGUGCCGCUCAACGGUCAGCUGCACAUUUAUUAUCUGUGCAUUCUGCACUCAAACUCUGUAUUUUCUGCCAGGAAAAAUAGUUCAAAUUCAUGCAUUGUAGCUCCUGACUCUGUUUUUUUUGUUCCGCAUAACUCAGAAAAGGACUUGCUGAUGAAAAUCCAAAACUACUUUGAAACCUGGCAAGCAGUUCUCAUAAAGCCUGAUAUAUUCUUCAAGAUCGGAUGGCUGUAUAACAAGCACGAGAGAGCGGCCCAAGAGCUGCAAGAUGCAAUGGAGAGCCUUCUGGAAAUGAAAAGAAAGAAUAUAAAUGAGUGUGAGAAGCUGGAUGAUGAUCUUGACUUUGCAACGGAGCUCAUCUUUGCUCAGAAUGUCGGAGAGCUUUCAGGAGAUAAUGUCAGGCAGUGCGUGCUGGAGAUGGUGAUUGCAGCACCUGACACACUUUCCAUUAGCCUCUUUUUCAUGCUGAUGCUGCUGAAACAAAACCCAGAUGUGGAGCUGAGGAUAGUGGAGGAGAUCAACACGGUCUUGAGUGAAAAAGGUGAAAACAUUGAUUAUCAAAACUUGAAAGUGCUGGAGAGGUUCAUCAAUGAGUCCCUGAGGUUUCACCCUGUGGUGGAUUUCACGAUGCGAAAGGCUUUGGCAGAUGACUAUAUCGAAGGCACUAAAAUCAAAAAAGGAACCAACAUCAUUCUCAACAUUGGUCUCAUGCAUAAGACUGAAUUCUUCCCCAAACCCAAAGAGUUCAGCCUGAUGAACUUUGACAAAACAGUGCCCAGUCGUUUCUUCCAGCCCUUUGGCUGCGGGCCUCGUUCCUGCGUGGGCAAACACAUAGCCAUGGUGAUGAUGAAGGCCAUCCUGGUCACUCUGCUGUCUCAGUACACCGUGUGUCCUCGCCGUGGCUGCACCCUCAACAGCAUCAGGCAGACCAACAACCUGUCGCAGCAGCCUGUGGAGGACGAGCACAGCUUGGCCAUGCGCUUCAUCCCUCGAACAUGAACUCAAGUCAGACAGCAUGCAGCUGUUACAUGGUGGAAGCUACUCAGUAGUUUAUUUUUUAAGAAUGUAACCCAUACAAAAAUAUUCCAUGGCAAAUAUUGUACAAAUUUGCAAAAAUCCCACCAACUCUGGUACUCUGGUUUUCAUAGUUCUUUUAGUAUUUCUUACUAAAUUAG